UGUUUUGUACGUUCUACAUACUGAUCUGAGGAUCAGCUGUAGGCAGCAAUAAAUAGGAGGAGAAACGAUAGCGGAGGCUCGAAAAGCUCCAGAUGUUAUGAUCUGAAACACUGGUGUAAUAUUUUACACGAAGCUCUUCUUCUGAGAAGAAAGCCUUUUAUUUUUAUACGAUGGUGUUUUAACUACCUCUCUUAAAGGCUAUCUAAAGCUAUGCUUUAAAAAUUGUAGUUCCUACUGUGUGUGAUCUCGUUUACAACUUGAAUAAUAUUGCAAAGGCAGGCCUUUGCUCCAAACCAAGUGAACCCUUACAUUUGCACUACUGAGGCCCACGCUACCUUCAUCCAAACCAAGAUUCAGCAAAGGGCUCUGAGUCAAAGCAAAGUCAAAUAAUAAUAAUACACCGCUACAAGUCUUACGUGAAAACGAAUACCAUUCAAAGGCAGCUAUAGCUUUUUAUUUCUUAUUAUUUUUUGCGUUAUUAUUUUUUUGCGCAUCAAGUCUUCAAAACUUAAGGCCAAGCCGUCAUGUUUCAACGUCUGAGCAACUUGCUGUUUGGGGAGGUAGAAGAAGUGGCAGCUGAGCUGAAGGGACCUAAUCCCUGUGUGACAGAGGCCGACGAGGAGGGAUGGAUGCUUGUCAACCUGCCUGACGAGUCUGGCUGCAUGAUGCCAGCCGACGCUGAGACACAGGCCCAAUUUACUAUUGCAUAUCCAAUCUCAGACAGUAACCAAUCAAACCUGGAAGAUGCUCAAACACGGACUGAAUCCCUAACUUCUAUUCCCCGCUUACCAAACAAGCGACGGAGGACACGUAGCGGCCGGGCGCAGGGGGCAAUAUUACCGACAGACCCCGCGGCUAGUCCGAACCCAUCAAACACGGGCGUCACUACAUUGUCAAGACGGGCCAGACUGUCCACAGCCUCCUCGACUUCUCAGUCGACUUCUCCUGCUGGGAGCGAGUGUGGGGGCAGCGGGGAUAGCAGUAGGGCAGGCUCAGAGAGAGGCUGCAUGGAUGAGAGCUGGUUUGUCACCCCUCCCCCCUGUUUUACUGCAGAAGGAGCCACGGCAGAGGCGAGCCCCAUGGAGGACCUGCUCAUCGAGCACCCCAGCAUGUCUGUGUAUGUCUUGCCGAGCAACCUGUCCAUGGUCUCCAAUGGCAACCUCUCGGUGGUGGGCGAGGAAAGCAUUGUGAGCAUGGCGAGUAGCGUGAGCAGAGUGGCCGAGCCAGCUGCUCCUCCAGCCACCCACACCCCUGGGCCAUUCAGGGUGAGUUUUGGACCUUAUGUCCAGCCUAAGGUCGCCCAUGUGGCCAGAGUCCAGCGCAGCAAAGCUCGCAUGGAAAGGCGCCACCUGAGCCGCAACCGCAUCCAACGCCAAAACCGCACCAGGGAGCAGAUCCCCCGCCACGCAAGUCACGCUCGAAACACCUUCCUGCACCAGCCUAGCAAGCGUAACUUCUGCCACUAGACUCCCGAGAAACUGGGGGCCAUCAUCUACUCUGAGGGCAUUAGCAGAGCAUAGUCUACCUUCGACGCCAACUUUGGAACAGAAAUUCUGUCUAAUUGAGUUUGUAAUACACUUCAGACUAAUUGGAUUCUUCCUAUUUUGCAGCUAAGCCCUCAGAGUGGAACUGAAUAGAACUUACCUAUAUUUUCUGCUGUGUCUAAAAAAGCAACAAAAUGUUCAUAAAAGUUGAAGUCAA
Hippocampus comes (tiger tail seahorse) is the source of this 1701-nucleotide messenger RNA. RefSeq names its product tumor protein p53 inducible nuclear protein 2b (gene tp53inp2b). Bases 525 to 1466 code for a protein of 313 amino acids. Gene Ontology annotation, biological process: autophagosome assembly; positive regulation of DNA-templated transcription. Gene Ontology annotation, cellular component: nucleus; autophagosome. NCBI's taxonomy places the organism in Eukaryota, Metazoa, Chordata, Actinopteri, Syngnathiformes, Syngnathidae. The record is from RefSeq and is a predicted model, not a curated record. The transcript is spliced from 4 exons.